Stylophora pistillata is the source of this 2291-nucleotide messenger RNA. RefSeq names its product ras-related protein Rap1. The record is from RefSeq and is a predicted model, not a curated record. Gene Ontology annotation, biological process: signal transduction. Gene Ontology annotation, molecular function: G-protein beta-subunit binding; GTPase activity; GTP binding. NCBI's taxonomy places the organism in Eukaryota, Metazoa, Cnidaria, Anthozoa, Scleractinia, Pocilloporidae.
GAUGUAGCUCAUUAGCGGUUCUUUCUUUUCUUUUCUCGCGCUUGCUUGAUCUUGCUGUAAGCUGUGUGCUUAUGGAAUGCGGAAAAUUUUGUCUCACUGAAAGCAAAGGGAGUUUACCGGAAAAAGAUACUGAGUAAAGAAGGAUACAUUUGUUUCUGAAACCGGGAAAAACAGAACCUCGAUUACCCUGUACUCCUUCAAUUCUUAUCAAACUGCACAGUUUUCGCAUGAAUGCGCAACCAAUAUCGUUCCGUGAUUUUGGCUCAUUCUUUAAUACCUUGCAUACCUAUCUUGCUGUAAACAGUUCAUAUGUCUUAAAUGGAUUUUUCUUUCGAAGUCGGGUUCGUUGUUUUGGACGAUAGUGUAGAAACUCUGUACAAACUUGCCCGAUAUAGUAGUAAAUAUGCUUGUUCAUACUAACGUCACAUUUACGUCAUAAAAGCGGAAGAAAACCUAGCCAGGUGCCCUGUUUUUAAGUGGUAAAUGUCUUGAGGUUGUAUUCGAAAUAAUGCAAAAAGUCUUAUUUCACUUCACAUUUCUGCACGUUUACUGCACCAUAAAGUCAUAUGUUUUGCAUUACUCGUGUGCGAGUAAAAAUACUUUAAUGCCUUUAAACUAUGCUGGGUAGUUCCUAUUUUAAAAAUUAACGUGUAGAUCUAUCGUCUGGAGUUAAAUUGUGCUGUGACAAUGUAUCAGAUUACGAUGUUAUCUUUGCGGUCUAGUUUUCAUUCCCUCUGAGGCCAGAGAUCAUUUCAAAACCAUUCAGCGUUUUCCCCGCUCUCGUAUUACUUACCCACGCUAAAAAUACAAAGAUGACAAGCGGAGAUCAGAAUGAAUGACCCUAUAAAUACAGGUCGUGCAAAUUCAUCACAGAUAGUAUUGGACAUCGCUGAGUAAACACCAAAAACUUUAGGGUGGACAGAAGAGUGGCAAGAAUAAGGGAAUUUUGUUAUUAUCAAUCGUGGCCUCUCUGUUUGGAAUCAUUACGCCCACGAAGAUGAAGGCAAAAAUCAAGAAGCAAGGUGAAAAGUGGCGAAAUUCGGUUGACACGUUGCCGCUUCCACGAAACGUUUUCAAUGUGGUUGUUCUCGGCGCGGGAGGUGUAGGAAAAACGUCGCUUGUUACGCGCUUCGUCAAGAAUGAAUUUUCAGAUUGCUACAAUCCAACAGUGGAGGAUUUGUACGAGAAGCCCAUCGAGUUGAGAAGAGGUGUCAGCGCAGUGUUGCAAGUGUUAGACACGGCAGGUUCCUAUCAGUUUCCUGCCAUGAAAAGACUGACACUUCAGUACGGAGAAGCGUUCAUUAUUGUGUAUUCAGUGGUCGAUUCUGCUUCACUUGAAGAGGCAGUGAAACUGCAGCAAGAGAUCUACGAGGCUAAAGGCACAGAAGAUGUACCCAUGGUGUUUGUUGGUAACAAGUGCGAUCUGACCACAGGAACAGACAAGCGGUUAGUGAGUCGUGCCAUCGCGUCCACACUCACUCGCGGAAAACACUGUAUUUUGGCGGAAACUUCGGCCAAGUACAAUGUGAACGUUAGCGGUGUCUUCACUGCUUUAUUGGCGCAAGUUGCACUUGCCAAUAGUCAAAGUAUAUCGAAGGAGGGACAAAAGAAGAAACGAAGUGAACCUGAUUGUGCAGUUUCCUGAGUUAACUGUAUGCGAGGAAACGGAAUUUCAAUAAGGAACUUGCGGUUAAGAAUAUGGACUUAAGGUUUAAUAGACAACUAGUAGAGAUAUAUCUGUGCUCACGACGUCAAAAUUUCGUGUUGAACUUGAUAUAUUAUUGCGAAGAGUCGCUAGUGUUGCGCAACGCCUUUAGGGCAUAACAAAUGUCCACUUUUCCACGGUCAUGUGCGCCCAAUCCACGGUUAUGCGAGUUAAACAUCUCUCGUUUAGAAUUUAACUUAUUUAAAAUGAUAUGAACUUAUUUGUAAAUAGCCCUGAAGAAAUAGAUCAAGAAUGAGGAAAAAAGACAUUUUUUAAAUGACAUCCUUAAUGCAUUAUCCUAACAAAGAAAGAUGUAUUCCAUGAAAUUCUCAUCACGUGGCAGUUUCCGGUGUCGCGCUCUGCUGAGUAAGUAAGUUAUUCACGACUCGUGAUAUUAUUUGACUUAUCUGCAGUCAUGAAUUUUAUAGAUGUCCUAAUAAGUGAUGUAACUCCUCGAAAAUACUAGGAGCUGUGCUGCGUUAAAUGAAUGACUUUGUAAAUAGCUGUAAAUAGGAAAUUACUUGUACAGAUUAAUUUAAAUGAUGCAACAUUGUACUUGUAUCAAUCUUAAUAAAAAAUUAAAUUA